AUGACCUCCCGUAUCAACAUUCGUCCAGCUUCAACAAGCUAUCACAGUCCAGACCCUCAUGGAUUCGCAAACACACGCCCUUCUACAGGUUACAGAGCAGCUAACCCAGACCAUCCUCUUGAGAGGAUUCGAGCAGUUGCUAAACAGGUCGAAGACACAAUUGAGAUAUAUUCUCAGCCUUUGAGACCUCAUCUACCUACCAUCGGCCGGUUCUUGAUCAUAGUCACGUUCUUUGAGGAUGCUUUGAGGAUUAUGACACAGUGGAAUGACCAGCUUUGGUACCUCCAAACACAUAGACAUUUCUACAAGGGAAUCUCCCACCUUUUCCUACUGCUCAACGUCAUCACAAUGCUUGUCGCUUCCUCAGCCGUCCUCAUGAAAAGGUACACAGAAUACGCAGUCAUCGGUCUCCUCAGCGUAGUCAUUAUUCAAGGCUUCGGAUAUGGCCUUAUGUUUGACCUCACCUUCUUCCUUCGCAACUUGAGCGUCAUAGGCGGUCUCAUCAUGGUGUUUAGCGAAACCAUGGUCAACGAAAAGAAAAGCUUUGCCGGUAUCCCGUCUAUGAGUGAAACAGACCGCAAGAAAUACUUUCUCCUGGCGGGCCGCGUCCUCCUCAUCUUCCUCUUCCUCGGCUUCAUUUUUCAAGGAGAAUGGGGCAUAGGCCGUGUAUUCAUGUCCGUCUUCGGUCUCGCAGCAUGCACGAUGGUAGCUAUCGGCUUCAAAGCAAAAUGGUCCGCGAUCUUCCUCGUCAUCUUACUCAGUGUCUUCAACGUCUUCGCGAAUAACUGGUGGAGCGUGCAUAGUGCUCACCCUCAACGUGAUUUUCUCAAGUACGAUUUCUUCCAGACGCUCUCUAUCGUCGGAGGCCUCAUCCUUCUCGUGAACAUGGGACCCGGUGGUCUCUCGGUAGACGAGAAGAAAAAGACAUACUAG
Suillus subaureus is the source of this 933-nucleotide messenger RNA. RefSeq names its product SURF4 family-domain-containing protein. The transcript has 7 exons. The record is from RefSeq and is a predicted model, not a curated record. Gene Ontology annotation, biological process: Golgi organization. Gene Ontology annotation, cellular component: endoplasmic reticulum; membrane; endoplasmic reticulum-Golgi intermediate compartment. Bases 1 to 933 code for a protein of 310 amino acids. NCBI's taxonomy places the organism in Eukaryota, Fungi, Basidiomycota, Agaricomycetes, Boletales, Suillaceae.